Lucilia cuprina (Australian sheep blowfly) is the source of this 1107-nucleotide messenger RNA. RefSeq names its product sepiapterin reductase (gene Sptr). The record is from RefSeq and is a predicted model, not a curated record. The coding region runs from base 97 to 891 and encodes 264 amino acids. Gene Ontology annotation, molecular function: sepiapterin reductase (NADP+) activity. Gene Ontology annotation, biological process: tetrahydrobiopterin biosynthetic process. The transcript has a single exon. Lineage: Eukaryota; Metazoa; Arthropoda; Insecta; Diptera; Calliphoridae.
AAGUCUCAAUCCAAUUCGUGGUAAACACUGAAAGGGAAUUUUUUUCCUCUUAGAUUCAACAAGUGAUUAGAACGAAAAAUAUAUUAAUCAUCAAAUAUGGUGCUUGAUCUGAACAAAAAAACCUAUUUUCUUAUCACCGGUGCUUCUCGUGGCAUUGGCAAGACCAUGGCCAUAGAAGUAUCGAAAUUAUUGAAAGCAGAUUCCGUUAUUGUCUUAAUAGCUCGCAAUGAAGAUGGUUUGAAAAAAACUAAAGGAUCUAUUGAAUCGGAACGUUCGGAUCUUAAAGUUGUAACAUAUUCUCUAGAUUUGUCUGUUGCUAAAGCAGAGGAUUUUCAAAAGUUAUUAACUGAUUCUUUGCUAAAGUCUAAGGAAAAGAUCAAUAAUUUCGAAAGAGCUUUUAUUAUACACAAUGCUGGUACUGUUGGUGAUGUUUCCAAAAAGGCUAUAGAUGUAUCGGAUACCAAAGUUUGGACUCAAUACUUUCAUACUAAUGUUUUCUCGACUAUUUCUCUAAAUGUUGAGUUCUUUAAGAUGUUUGCUUUUGUACCCAAAUUGGUAGUUAAUAUCAGUUCAAAAUGUGGCAUUGAACCCUUUGCCUCAAUGAGUUUCUAUUGUUCUGGCAAAGCAGCUCGCAAUAUGUAUUUUGGUGUUUUAGCUGCUGAGGAAAAGGAUAAUGAUACAAUUGUAUUAAAUUAUGCUCCUGGUGCUAUUGAUACCGAUAUGACCGUCUAUGUACAAGAUGCUACUAUAAGUAAAGAAUUGCAUGAUGUCUUUAAAAGCCAACGUGAUACUAAGACCAUGUUGACCACCGAAAAGACCACAGCUAAAUUUUUGAGUAUUUUGAAAGAACAAAAAUUCGAAUCGGGUGCUCAUGUUGAUUAUUGGGAUUAGAUUAGUGCUUCAGAUUAAUGUGCUCAAGUGAUUACGCUCAAAAUGAAUUAUCAUUCCUGAAAAUCUUUGUGUUAUAAACUUAAUUGGCGGUGCUUUAUUUGUUAUUUAAUCUCAUGCAGCUGUUACAAUUUUGGAUAUACAUACUCAUAAUUUUAAUAAAUGUUGGUGCUGGCAAAUUAUUUAAAAGAAAACAUCAAAAAAGUACUGAAGAAUAAA